AUGGCCUUAGACCAAUCUAAAUUUUACGAAAUUCUAGCAAAGGACCUGAUAAAACUAUUAAAAGACAAUAAUGACCACGAUAUGGUGAUAACGGCUGGCGAGGAACCAGACGUGAGAACUUUUCAUGUACACUCAAACAUACUUCGCGCUAGAUCAACUUAUUUUUCCACUUCGAUGUCGGAAAUUUGGAUUCGUAAAAAGGACGGCAUCAUACAAUUUAGAAAGCCUAACAUUAGCCCAGAGGUUUUUGAGAUCAUCCUGGGGUACAUAUACGGAGGAAAGACGUUCGAGGACAAUCUAGACCCAUCGAUUAUAUUUGAUUGCGUCAUGGCCGCCGACGAGCUUGGAAUCAUAGAAUUCCUUCAUUAUGCACAAGACUAUCUGAUGCCAAACCUUUCUGUUGAUCCUUCGAAUUGGAGUGCAGAGAAUCAUGCGUCGUUGGGUAAAAUACUGAAAAACUGCAUAGAACACAUUAGAUUUCAUAAUAUGGAUGCCAACGAAUUUCGUACAAAGGUUUUACCUUUCAAAGGGGUCCUGGGCACGGACUACGAAAGGAUUUCGGUUUAUUUUCCGGAGUUAUUGGGGAAAAGUGCAAAUGCGACGGGUUCGCAGAAAAGCAAAAAAUUAAUGAAAAUGAAAUUGCCAAGUCGAGGAGCGAUCAUAUCGACCAUUAUGAGUUCAUCUCAUGCAGCAAUGAUUGCAAGUUGGAUUGAUCGUAAAGAUCUGACAACCAAUCAAGAAGCUGGCGGAGACGGACUAAAUGAGAAGCACACGUUUCAACCGUAUUCCACAUCCGAGAUUCCAUAUAAGUUUUAUUUAUUAGCGAGAGGUAGUAGGGACGGAUUUAGUGCAAAAACAUUUCAUUCGAAAUGCGACGGGAAACGAAGUACCGUCACCUUAUUCAAGCUUCAAGAUCACGAUAUUUUUGUGGGCGGUUAUAACCCAGGAAUUUGGAACAGCGUAAUGUGGCCACAAUACAAGAAAGAUGAGAAAGCCUUUGUGUUUUCUUUCACGCAAGGAGGCGGCACCAAUGGUACGAAUGACAUUCAGGGUAAAAUAGGGAGGCUGACAAAUCCUGAAAGCUAUGAAUAUGCAUUAAACUGUUGGAGGUCUAAUGGCCCAUCAUUUGGAAAUUUGGAUCUGUUGAUGCAAGGCCGCAAACUCACGUUCAAGCAUAAGACUUACAUGCCGAAUGUCAUGCCUUUUGAUGAUAAGACUGUUAAUACUGAAGAUUAUGAGGUAUUCGAGGUUGUGGAGAAAGCGGUCAAUGGAAAAGACGCUGAUAGUGAUGAUAUAUUGGAUGGAUGA
Messenger RNA from Acaulospora morrowiae, 1308 nucleotides. NCBI's taxonomy places the organism in Eukaryota, Fungi, Glomeromycota, Glomeromycetes, Diversisporales, Acaulosporaceae. The record is from the annotation of a GenBank genome assembly.